Molecule: messenger RNA, 153 nt
Organism: Scutellospora calospora
Lineage: Eukaryota; Fungi; Glomeromycota; Glomeromycetes; Diversisporales; Gigasporaceae
Source: the annotation of a GenBank genome assembly
AACAAAUUUUGGAGUAUUAGAAAACCAGUAGAAAUACUGGUUCUUGUAGUGCAUUUUGUUAUCAUUGCCCAAAUGUCUUGGAGUUGUGGACGUACUGGUGAAAUGGAAGCUCAUCUUGCUAAUAUUUGUCCUGGAGUUCCUAAUACUAUUUAA